Molecule: messenger RNA, 4370 nt
Organism: Panicum virgatum (switchgrass)
Lineage: Eukaryota; Viridiplantae; Streptophyta; Magnoliopsida; Poales; Poaceae
Product: pentatricopeptide repeat-containing protein At1g43980, mitochondrial-like
Exons: 3
Coding region: 344-2275 (643 amino acids)
Biological process (GO): RNA modification
Molecular function (GO): RNA binding; protein binding
Source: RefSeq, a predicted model, not a curated record
CCCGACAAGGAUGUAGGGGCGCAACUUUCUUGCGAGCUCGCGUGGAGAGGCCCGUCAAAUCAGUAGGAGGAGCGAUGAGCGGCGUCCGUGUUUGGCGGGGCGGCUGCACGGAGCUUCUCCUCGUCGGACGGUCGGAGGACGACGGCGGGUGGCGGCAGGGCCGGCAGCUCCAUCGACUUGCGCCGCCGUUUCAAGGAUCGGAGAUCUGCUACUAUGGGCCAGGUCGACAAUCCACUGGGCUGACCCACGGCCCAUCUAGCUGGAUUGAGAAGAAGCAGCCGAAAGCUCUGGAACAAGUAGAGCGCCGCGAGCGCGUCCCAUGGCCUGAGCCGCCGAGCGGCCGAUGCCCUCGUCCCCGCCGCCCUCUCCCGACGCUGCAACCCUCACCCCAAGGGCCGCCGCGGCGCUCCUCGCCGGCUGCGCCUCCCGCGCUGCCGCGGCAGCGCUCCACGCCCGCCUCCUCCGCUGCUCCCGCGCCUUCUUCCGCUCCCCGUACCUCGCCAACUGCCUGGCCGCCGCCUACUCCCGCCUCGGCGCCGCCCCGUCCGCCGUCGUGCUCCUGCGCGCCGCCGCCAGGCCCAAUGUGUUCACCCGCAACAUCCUCCUGUCGGCGCUCCUCGGCUCCGACCUCCUCGGGGACGCGCGCAGGCUGUUCGACGGGAUGCCCCACAGGGAUGCGGUCUCCUACAACGCCAUGCUCUCCGGCUACGCCGCCGCCGCGCUUCCGGACGAGGCGCUCCGCCUCUUCUGCUCCAUGAGGGAGCGUGGCGUCAGGCCAACGGCCUUCACCUUCUCCAUAGUCUCGUCGGCGGUUGCCUCCGCCCGCCACGGCCAGCAGGUUCAUGCCGCCACUGUCCGACACGACCUGGCACGCCUUGACGCCGUAGUCGGCAAUGCGCUCAUUGAUAUGUAUCGCCGGAUUGGCCUCUUUCAGCAUGCAGCACAUGUCUUCUCAUGCAUGGAAGAACCAGAUGUCACGUCCUGGAACUCUGUCAUGUCAGCUUACAAGGAUCAGGCUCUCAGUGGUGCUGUCUUUGACUGUUUCCGGUCCAUGAGGAGCAAAGGCUUCUCGGUCGAUGGCUUCAGUGUGUCCACUGUGCUCAGUACCAGCUCAGAUGUCAAGGAUUUCGCCAAAGGUGACCAGAUGUUGGCCCUUUGCGUUAAAAUGAGCUUCCUUACAAACUCCAUUGUUUGUAGUGCUGUUAUUGACUUCCUCUGCCUGUCUGACAGACUGUCCGAUGCUGUUCAACUUUUCAGAGGAAUGCCAACAUGGGGCUCAGAACCUUGCAAUGCACUGAUAUCAGGCUAUGCAAGGAGCGGCCUAAUGGAAGAAGCCCUCAGCCUCUUUGCAGUGUCUAUAGGAAAUGGUGUUGUUCCAACUGAGUUCACAUUUGCGAGUGUGCUGAGAUGGAGUUCAUGCUUUGGUUUAAUGGAGCAGGGUACUCAAAUCCAUUGCCUCGUUUGUAAGCUUGGGUUUCAGGAUGAUGUAAUUGUCUCCACAGCCCUCACAGACAUGUAUUGUAAGUUGGGGUUAACAAGGCAUGCGAGGAAAAUCUUCAGGGCAGUUGUUGCCAAGGAUCUGGUAUUAUGGAAUACAAUGUUGCUCGGCCUAUUGCAAAAUGGAAGAGGUAAGGAAGCCCUUGGAACAUUCAGACGGAUGCUCAAGUGUGGUAUCCAACCUGAUAGAAUCACUCUUUUUGGAGCUUUGUCUGCAUGUAGUUUGGAAGGUUUCGUAGCUGAAGCAAUGGAUAUAAUUACCCUGUUUAAAGAUAGGUACCAUAUUAUGCCUAGCCUGGAUCACUAUACAUGUGUGGCCGAUACAUUAUGCCGUGCAGGAAUGUUGAGAGAGGCAAUGAAUUUUGUAGAGAACAAGCUGCCGGAGUUUAGUGCUGCUAUGUUCUCUAAUAUUCUGGAGGCCUGCAUAAUCCAACGGAACAUUGUCAUGGCAGAGCUAGUUGCUGAAAAGAUGGUGAUGCAAAAAUCCCGAUUGUCACUGCCAUAUAUUAUUUUAGCUCAAAUAUAUGGUGCCAGAUGUAAGUGGGAAAAAAUGGCUGGAGUAUGGAGGUCACUGGAAAAUCAAAGAGCAAAAAAGGCUCAGUCAUGCAGCUGGCUAUGUGUCAAGAAUCAUAUUUAUGUUUUUACAUCAGAACAGAUAUUUCACCAUGGAAAAGGUGCUACAUAUGAGGUGUUGGAUCUUCUAUUUUGGGACAUGACAGACCAGCCAAAGAAGAGAGACGGAUUAGGUUGUAUCCAGCUGUUCUCCAACUGUCCUUAAUGUCCGCUUCCUAACAAGUUACCUUACCUUGACAAUAGAGAAGUUUCGGAGUGUCAAAGACUAUGAACAUUCAGAAAAGGUUGCGGUAAGCUUUUGAUAAGACUUGGUUAGACUAUUGCAACCUGGCAAUUUCUGUGUGAAUGAAGCUAUGCGAUGUUACAGAAGAUAUUGAGAUAUGGGUAGGUAAAUUUCUUCUCUCCCAUCAACUGGUACAUAGAAUUCAUCAAUAGUAUAAAAUCAUAUGGGCUUUCAAAAUUUUUGGGUAGGUUUGGUACUUGAUAUUUUAUUUGAUUGUUUCCCACACCUUAAAUGUAAACUAAAUUGAAAAUUGUAAACAUCCACACAUAAUUCCUACCUUUUUUUGCAAUGUUUUAGCAAGAUAUCUAUUCUAACAGCUGAUGUGCUGGAAAAUUAUUGAUGAAGAUACAAAUGGGAUAUAUGAGUUUUCUGAAAGCCAUGCAUGCACAAUUGUAUGGUGGGUACUGGUCAUUCCCUACAGGCUGUGCUGUCAAAUGACAUCACUUGCUCGUGCUGGGUGAUGGCGUCUGUCUGUGUUACUUGUAUGUGCUGAUUUUUGUGGUACUAGCCGCGCAAGUUCUAAUGAUGAUCAAGAGCCUGCACAAGGAACCCAUGCUGCGCCCAAAAAGUGGGACACGGACUCUGUCCAUUCCUGUGCCUAGUCGUUGGUCUCUUGCUCACCAGAGAAUCUUGUCACUGACUCAGUGCAGUGGAAACUCCAACCGAUGACCUUUCCGGUCUGCUCACCCGAAGUCCUGAAGCACAGGGAACUUGAUCAAUCUUGAGAAAUUGUGAGUGUUCUUCUCAUGGAUACGCAAGUUUUGUGUUAGCAUCAAUGCAAGAAAUAGCAGGCUAAGAUAUUUAGCGGAAGUCCUUCCAAAAAGCUAAAAGAGCUAUAGCGGAAGCUAAAUCAUUUAGUGGAAUAAUAAAAUAAUCAAUAAUUACACACAAAUUUAGAAGAAUUAUUGGUCUAACACUCUAAAAAUAGACUCAACACAUCUCUUGACUGUCCAACUAUACCUCUGCUAUUUUGUUUAUGAUCCACCCUAGUUAUAUUGAUUCUUUAUUUCUUUUGAAUAAAUCUUUAGCGGACAUAGCGGACAUUUAUUACCGCUAAAUCCUGUAAAACCCCCUUUAGCGGACGUAGCGGACAAAUGUUGUAUAGCGUAGCGGUAGAUCUCCUAAAAAGCUAAUAGCGGGCAAUAGCGGGCUAUUUUAUACAUUGGUUAGCAUUCCUUUUGCUUCUUAUUAUUUGUUGGGAGGUGUUUUAUUUUUCUAUUCUGUCCCAGUCUGCUGCGGAACUACAAGAUAACUGGAUAGAGAUUGGUAAGGUAGCAAGGCUCAGGACACUUGAUCUGACCAGUAGUUGCAAGUGAAACAUAUGUGCCAUGUUACUACUUUCCCUUUGAGCCAUUUCUAAAUGGUCUGUGUUUUUGUUUGGGUACCAUAGUCUAGUUUGCACUCACUGUACACUCAUGUCUUUUAGCGAGUUGUCAUACAACACCGAGAACUUUUUCAAGAACGUUCAAGUAAGAUCCAGACUUGUGUUUGUUCUCUCUAUAACUUUCCAAUCUAACUUUUUGCCUUAGGCGUGUGAUACUUACAUAGGAAGACAAUGCUUGGAAAGUUAGAUUGUUGUUUUUCUGCCAUUGAUUUUCUUGCAGCAUAUUUGGGAAUCCUCUCAUCUGCGCUGCAGCCUGCAGAACAGGAUUCUUACAGGACUAUGUUGACACAUGUCAUAUCCCCAUAUCCCCGGUCAACAGUAGAAGCCACAAGUUUGGAUUGUUUACCUUAUCAAGGAGCAAAUAAAACCAGGUGAAACUGUGAGUAUUUAGGUUCAGCAACAAGAUGCAUGUUGAAUAGGCCAGAGCAAUUCCGUCAAAAUGGCCGCAACUUAGUCCAAUAAGCUCCUAGCCAUCACAUACGAAGUCAAUACUUACAUGCAAGUCAGUACUUGUGGAAAGCUGGGCCAGUAUGCUGUAAACUCCUACUUUUCGGAUAAUGAUUAGGCAGUGGCCCUGCCAUCUUAAGUAAUAGGUUUUGCAGUUGCCUUGCAAUUCGAUAAUCGGUUACGUUA